AUGUUGGAACUUUGCUUUAGUUCUUCCGAAGAACCUAACAUGGUGACUGAAAGUAAUCGAUCUCCAAAAUCUUCAUUUCUGUUCCGGAAAGUGUUCAAACGUUUUCCUGGAGUGCGCAGUGAAAAUAUUUCUGUUAGCCCGAAUACUGGACAUUCAUACCAAGAACUUACUAAUGUUUCACCAUCACCAUGCGUCCAACGUGAUACAUCGUGCUGCACGGAUCAAAAUGUGGGUAAAUCUAACUUACAUACAUCUUACUUUCCAAGUACCAGCAAACAAGGGUCUUCGCAGUUUGUACCGCCUAGCACACCAGAUACGGACUGCAUGGAUUUACAAACUAAAAAGAUAAAAAUAAUAGAGGAGAUAAUAAUUCCAGCACCAAAAUAUGCGCCUGUUUUUACAGAUACUGCAAUGGGCAAUAAUUAUACUUUGCCAUUAGUCCCAUUGUCUGGGGGUAACUUUACUUAUGGUUCUCUCAGCAAUAUUUCGGUGUCAAAUAUGAUUACCCUUGAUGAGUCUUUCGAUGAGCAAAAGAUAUCUGAUCUACUUAAUACACCAAAAAGAAAUAAUCGUACUAUUAAAGAAAAACUAAGUUCAUAUUUAAAUUUUGAUAAGACACCAAAAGAACCACAAUCAGAUUUGUCUGCGCCAGAUCCCAGUCAGUUACCUCUUGACAUGGAUAAAGCAACAAAAACACAGUGUGCAUCUACUUCUAACGUUGUUAUUAAAGAUAACGCGACAAUUACUAGUACGAGUAUUAAUAGCACCCACGAAAAUGAUCCAGUCAUUGAUACAGAUGAUGACAGCAGUUAUGCUCCUAGCACUUCUUCGGAAAGUGAAUCUGAUAUUACUGUUAUAACAACCGAAGAUGAAUGUGAUGGAGAUAGUAACAAUCAGUUGAACAACGGAACACCUCAAAAUAUUACAACACAACAAGAAAAUGUUGCAGAAGAUGCUGAUGGAGAUGAAUGGGUCGACAUAGAAGAUACGACUCCGGAAUUUGAAGAAUACCCGCACGAAUGUCAAUACAGUGUACCUGAAAAUGUUAAGACACUAGAUGAGUUAUUUAGACUGUUUCUAACAGAUGAGAUAGUUGACAAGAUGGUUCUUGAGACUAAUUUGUACGCGGAAAAAUUUCUUACUAAUCCAGACUUGAAGAGAAAAUUUCGGUUCCGCUAUUGGAAGCCAAUUAACAGAGAAGAGAUGCUGAAGUUUUAG
This is a messenger RNA of Parnassius mnemosyne (clouded apollo), 1218 nucleotides long. Lineage: Eukaryota; Metazoa; Arthropoda; Insecta; Lepidoptera; Papilionidae. The record is from the annotation of a GenBank genome assembly.